AUGGCGAAACUGAUCAGGAUGGGGCCGCAGGAGAGGCGGUUACUCCGGCCAAAAAGGCUUCGUUGGAGUCGCUUCCUCUUCCUAUUGGGAAUGUUGGUCAUCGGGUCUACCUAUCAGCACCUGAGGAGGCCUCGGGGCCUGCUCUCACUGUGGGCAGAAGUCUCUUCCCGACAGCCUAUAAAAUUGGCCAGCCGGGACCUCCCCAGCGAUGAGACGGUAACAGUGACCAGCAAACCUCCACAGGACAGCUCUGAAGUGGAGGAUGAGGUGGUAGCACCCCAGGCCACAGUGGGCAGGGAUCAAGUACCUCCCAGCACGACGAGGGGGAGCACCCCUAAUCCACCCAGAACAGCCAAGAUCGUUACGACGACACCCAAGAACAAGCACAGCCCAACAGCAGCCAGCACAGAAAGAGCGAAGGAAAACACCCCAACCACUAGAGUUCUGAAUCACUACACCCCACCUUCAGGCAGACUAACAGUAAGAAGUCACAGCCCGACACCCAGGGAAGAAAUGAGGAGCUCCCGCCCAACUCAAGCCAAGAGAAAGGGGGAGAAGCACACCCCCUCCCCAGCCGGGGGGACAGUAGACACGGACACACCACCCACAUUCAUGACGGUGGGAACGAGCCCUAGGGUCACCCCCAGCGCGGCAGCGCUAGACAGCGAAACCAUGGCAACCGAUGAAGUACAGGAGACCAGCGCUCCCAAGAGAAUGGCAGAUGAAGCGACCCCUGCUACUCCCAAAGGAAUAGUUAAGAACACCGCAAUUUCCCCAACACAUGAGGAAAAAACGCACAUCGUGACUUCUCCAAGGAAUCUGGUGGAAAAGGAUGCCCUGAGUAGCCCCAGAAGAGCGGGAAGUAACAGCUCCACCAGUCCUUGGACAUCAGUGGGAAAGAACAAGCUGACAGUUCCCUGGGAAGAAGCCGUGGAGCAUACCUCAGCCCCCUCUGAGGGGCAGGCGACAAUCGGCACGGUGACAGGGAGCAGCCCAGUGAAAACCAAAGCCUCCACUGCUGCCUGGAGUGUUAGGAGCCCCUGGCCCCAAUCCAGUGCACCCGCCACCAGAGCAGCCCCAGCCACCCGCUGGGAGCGGGCCGGGGACCCUUCCACAGCACGCAGCAGCGCCGCUCCGACCACCCAGGUCCGGCACUGUGUGGUUGUGGCGUUAGCUCCCGCUGCACCCAGCAUCCCGUCCCACAGCCCGACAACAGCCCUGCUCCCAGGGGCGCCCAGUCCCGGUCUCCCGGCACCGCCGCCGGGCUGGCCAGACACCCACCCCAAGGCAGAGUACCCCCCAGACCUGUUCAGCGUGGAGGAGCGGCGGCAGGGCUGGGUGGUCCUGCAUAUCUUCGGCAUGAUGUACGUGUUUGUGGCCUUGGCCAUCGUAUGUGACGAGUACUUUGUUCCCGCCUUGGGCGUCAUCACGGACAAGCUGCAGAUCUCGGAUGACGUGGCGGGUGCCACCUUCAUGGCCGCUGGAGGCUCUGCCCCAGAGCUCUUCACCUCCCUCAUCGGCGUCUUCAUUUCCCACAGCAAUGUGGGCAUCGGUACCAUCGUGGGCUCGGCCGUAUUCAACAUCCUCUUUGUCAUCGGCACCUGCGCCCUCUUCUCCCGGGAGAUCCUCAACCUCACCUGGUGGCCGCUGUUCCGCGAUGUCUCCUUCUACAUCCUCGACCUGUCCAUGCUCAUUGUGUUCUUCCUGGACAGCCUCAUCGCCUGGUGGGAGAGCCUGCUGCUGCUGCUGGCCUACGCCCUCUACGUGUUCACCAUGAAGUGGAACAAGCAGAUCGAGGUCUGGGUGAAAGAGCAGCUCAGCAGGAGGCCGGGAGCCAAGAUCAUGGCCCUGGGGGACCUCAGCAAGCUCCCGUUCGCGCUGUCCCGAGGGAGCAGCUCCGCCUCGCUGCACAACAGCACCAUCCGUACCACCAUCUACCAGCUCAUGCUCCACAGCCUGGACCCCCUGGGGGAAGCCCGAUCCUCCAAGGACAAGGAGAGUUUGACUCAAGAGGCCAGAGCCCAACCCCAGGUCAAGGCAGAGAGCAAAGCAGAAGAGGAGGAGCCAGCCGAGCUCCCUGCGGUCACGGUCACACCAGCCCCUGCUCCAGACGUCCAGGGAGAUCAGGAGGAGGAUCCUGGAGGCCAGGAAGACAUGGCUGGAACCGAGAAGGGAGGUGAGACGCCAGGCCAAGAGGGCGAAGUUGAGGAGAAAAGUGGAGGGGAAGCUCAUCCAGAAGGGGAAGGAGAAAUGGCAGCAGAAGGAAAAGAUGACCAUGAAGACAAAACUAAGCCAGAAGGAGAAAACCGUGAAGGUGAAACUGAGGCAGAAGAAAAAGAAGAGCAGGGACAUGAAAAUGAAAUCCAAACAGAAGAUGCUGAACUGCAAGGGGAAGGUGAAGCUGAAGUCCCAGAAGUCAAAGCUGAAAAUCAAGAAGUCGAAAAUGAGAAAGAUGCAGAUGGUGACGGCGGCAGUGACGGAGGAGACACCGAAGAGGAUGAUGAAGAUGAUGAGGACGAGGAGGACGAGGAGGAUGAGGAGGAUGAGGAUGAGGAUGAGGACGAUGAGGAGGAAAAUGAGGAGCCUCUGUCCCUGGACUGGCCAGAGACCAGGCAGAAGCAGGCCAUUUACCUCUUCCUCCUGCCCAUUGUAUUCCCGCUGUGGCUCACGGUGCCCGACGUCCGGAGGCAGGAGUCUAGGAAGUUUUUUGUGAUCACCUUCCUAGGAUCCAUCAUUUGGAUAGCCAUGUUCUCAUACCUCAUGGUGUGGUGGGCUCACCAGGUUGGCGAAACAAUAGGGAUUUCGGAAGAGAUCAUGGGCUUGACAAUUCUAGCAGCAGGCACAUCAAUUCCUGACCUCAUCACAAGCGUGAUCGUUGCUCGGAAAGGUCUGGGAGACAUGGCUGUGUCAAGCUCAGUGGGCAGUAACAUAUUCGACAUCACCGUGGGAGUAGAAAGCUGUGAAAUGUUUCAAUUUGGCGCAACUCUAAAUAAUGGCAUGAGCUCAAAAGGCAGUUUUUCUGCAGAAGAACCAAUUCUAAGUCUCAGGGCUCUGAGACACUUCCAGUGUAAGUGUCACGGACUUAACUGACUUCACACAUCCAAUUUGGGACCAUCACUUUUUCCUUCCUUAAAACUGGCUGGAGGCCUCCUUGAUAAAUGACAGUCUGUACAAGUGCACCCAGGAUAUUUAUAUAUACUAUGCACUUGUACAUAGUGCACCCAGGAUCUAUAGUAAGUAACUCUAAUGGCAAGGGAUGUUUUUUCCUUAUCAGAAAUUACUCAAAGAAACUGAUAUUAGAAAUGAUGUGACAAACAGAUUUUCAAAAUCAAUUUAAUAUUCAUGGUGUUUAAACCUUCAAUUUGUUUUCUGAUUUCUGGAUAUUUCUCCUUUUAGAUUCCACAAACUUCAGAUUCUGAAGCUUGAGGAAAAAGCCAAGUUCCUCAAUAUGGGAAAUUCUAUCUGGCUGUACUUUUAGAGGGUUACAAUUUCUCUACUUUCAAAAAAAUACUUUGAAUAUUUAUAUAUACUAUUAACACACCCCAGUAAAUCACUUCAGAUAAAUAUUUUAUAGUACAAUUUCUAUCAAUAGUCAGCAUUUUAGAUAGUAAAAUAAGGGUGAAAUCUGGAAUAGGGUCAACUGUCAUAUUUUCCAAUAUACUCUCAAAGGAGAGUAUUAAAAUUUAAAGUUCUAUUUGGACUGUGAGCUAUCUUCCCUGCGUACUGCAGGUGUCCAUUAGCCCCAGAGGAGAAUCUGCAGUCGUGGUACAGCGGGCCUCUCUGGCUGGCCCUCCACGAGGCUCGGCGAGCCCGGAGGCGGGGGCACAUGCACCCUUGCCACCGCUCACUCAGCGCCGCCGGGCUGAGGGGUAGUAACAUGCGGUCCUAGGGUGACGGCAACACUAGUACUGACACUUUUAAAAUUCAUUCUCCCAAGUAAUAAAAAAUAUAUAUAUAGAUGUACAUAUAGAGAUCUAUAGAGAUCUGCAGCUGUACUAAUUACUUCAAAUAGCAGCAGACAAGGAAAAUAAACACUUGUGUCAUAAGUUUAAAUUCAUUUUAAGUUUGCUAUAUUAAAUUUAAAAAUUAAAAAAAUAUCAACUUACUAUAAACAAUUUAAAAUAUGUAUAAUACAAUUUCAUGGUCAAAACAUUUGAAUAGUCUAUGAAAACAGGAGAUACCUUGACCUUACACUGCUGUUUUGGUUCCAUAGAUCGUUUUUAUGUCUCUUCCAAGAGAAACCAUAAAACAGUUGUCUUAUUUCAUGGCAACCAAUUUUGUGUAGGAUUUCCUCGUCACAAAAAUACUUAUCAGAGGGAAGUCAAAGGAAAAAAAGAAAUGGGAAACAAAGUGGCUCCUUCCCUAUUUGUCACUCUUCUCUUCCGAAAGCUUUCCGUACAUACGCUGUUCGAACCUCCCAAACCAUUUACAAAUGCGUUCUCAAAAACUGAAG
This is a messenger RNA of Chinchilla lanigera (long-tailed chinchilla), 4453 nucleotides long. It is a transcript of the gene Slc24a1, whose product is annotated as solute carrier family 24 (sodium/potassium/calcium exchanger), member 1. Gene Ontology annotation, biological process: long-term synaptic potentiation; intracellular calcium ion homeostasis; long-term synaptic depression. The transcript is spliced from 8 exons. The coding region runs from base 1 to 3090 and encodes 1029 amino acids. Gene Ontology annotation, molecular function: calcium, potassium:sodium antiporter activity; calcium channel activity. Gene Ontology annotation, cellular component: membrane. NCBI's taxonomy places the organism in Eukaryota, Metazoa, Chordata, Mammalia, Rodentia, Chinchillidae. The record is from RefSeq and is a predicted model, not a curated record.